AUGUAUAGCCAACCCCACGGAAGUCUGCCGUCACAUUUUCAAGGUUCUCCUCCCGGUCAAGGUGAGUAUCACUCCUCAAUGCGUGGUGACUACCCACCUCCGGAAAGUUAUUAUCGAAUACCACCAAACUUGGCACCAUCAAUGCAUCAAUAUUAUGACUUUCCACCAUAUCUACCUUAUCACCAUGGAACAAUGGGACCACCAAUGCUACCACCUACGCACCAUUAUAGACCUGGUGGUACCCCACCAAUUAACACCCCACCACUAGGGGAGGGAGAUAAGUUAAAAAAUUCAAAGAAUAUUCCAAGUUCGAAUACGCACAAACCAAAAUUCAUUCAUAAAGAUCGGUUCGAUGCUUUUGAGACAACCCCUGUAGAGGAAGAUAAAAGGCAAUACAAUCUUGUGGUGUGUCAGCAACCUUUAAGAGCUCGAAUGUGUGGUUUUGGUGAAAAAGACAGACGACCCGUUGAUCCUCCUCCAAUAGUACAGCUCGUGGUAUUGGAUGAAAAAGGGCAGCCUGAUGCAGGGUAUUUAUUCGAUUAUGACGACAUGUUACAAAAUCCAUUCUUUGUUCUUCACGUCACACUUUGGUCGGAAGAUCGAAGACAUGAGCGAAAUGUGAUAAGUAAUCCACCAAAAACUACACGUGUUCUCAUGGGUUCACUAGUAUCAUCUCCCGCUUUAUUGAAAAACACCGAGGGAGAACAAGGUUGUUAUUUUUGUUUUCCGGAUCUUUCCAUACGAACGGAGGGAACUUAUACUUUAAAAUUCUCGUUAUUGAAAUUGGGCAUUGAUGAUCGUUUAAUUACUACCAAGAGUAAUGUAAUUUCAACCGCCUUUUCGGAUCAGUUCACAGUAUUUUCUGCUAAGAAAUUUCCGGGAAUGACGGAAUCUACCGAACUAUCUAAAGCCUUCGCAAAACAAGGUCUAAAAAUUCCUAUUCGGAAUGAUGUACGACCGAGGAAAAAUGCAGAAGAAUGA
Messenger RNA from Ambispora leptoticha, 981 nucleotides. NCBI's taxonomy places the organism in Eukaryota, Fungi, Glomeromycota, Glomeromycetes, Archaeosporales, Ambisporaceae. The record is from the annotation of a GenBank genome assembly.